UUAUUGCUUACACUGUGUGUAAACUGUGAUUUUACUCUAUGUUCAAACUGUUGAUACUUUAAUCGUUGAUAUAUAUACACAUCAUAUAUAAUAUCGGAGGUAGCAGGUAUACCUCCCUGUCCUAUAUCCCCUCUAUUCCGUGCGCAUACUGUGUAUACCAAUCGUACAGCAUCGAGAAAAGAAUGAAAUAAAAUGUUCGCCUUUGCAAAGUUCUGGCAAACAGAUCUGACCCGUGACUGCCUUCUUGAGGUCCUGGAUAAGGCAUCCUUGGCGAAUCUGCGUCUUGCAUGUCGCGCAUUUAGCUCACCGUCCGCGCGGUACCUGUUUGGCGAAAUGGAGAUUUCAUUUCGAAGCAGCACAUUCACCAAGCCCGCGCGCAUGGCGGCGUUGGAGCGAAUUGGCCAAAACGUCAGGACGCUGACGUUUCGUCUGCCACAUACUGCAGAGACGUUUCUUCCACCGUUAGUCGAUCCGGCUACAGGUGAGGAGCAUGUAUUCGUGUAUACCCCUCAAUAUCGACAUAGCCCCCGUACUUCUGGUGCGAGUUCCGGCUCGGGCGAUAAACCGCCCAAGUAUGGCAGCUGGGAAAUGAUGGAUCUUCUGGUCAAGCAGUAUCCCCCGCUGUUCCACGCUGCCACAAAUGUACAGUCAUUUGUUCGCGCAUUGGACUGCAUGCCGGCGCUGCGACAUCUGAAGAUUGCCUGUGACGAGGAAGUCCCCGCACAUCGGUAUCGACGGAGUGUUGUCGACUUUGCGCUCAUCUCGCUGCGUAUCGCGAUUGAGCAAGCCCAGCAGCUCGACAAUCUAGAACGCUUGUCCCUGUUGCCCAUUCACCCUGCCGGGAUCCUGUACCUGCGUCCAGCGAUCAUGGGCAUAGGUAUAUCACCAAGCGGGCGCAAAAGAUGGAAGCAAAUCAAGCAACUGAGCAUCCAGAUGGAAAGCUUUCCAUAUGAGGAUGGCCACGCGACCGACCAGCUGAAGGUUCUACAUUCUUAUCUUCAGAGUUUCCCUAACCUUCGUAGCUUUGUGUUUCACUGGACUGGGCCGCGAAAGGGUCCCUGCCCGCUCUCACUAGCAACGGAGCCGGCCUUGCGUGAUGAGCGAUCUCCGAGCCAGAAUGCAUGCCCGAGGAGACAUGCACAGUGCACAUUGCGGCCGGUGAAGUUUGAGCAUCUGCAAUAUAUGGAGCUCGCAAACACUGUGCUCGACGCAUUGCAGGUCUCUGAUUUCAUCAGGGAGCAUCGAGAGACGCUCGGGGAGUUUGAAUUUGAGGACGUUAGUCUUCGCAGUGGCAGCUGGGAUGAUGCCUUCGCGCCGUUGAGCAAGAUAUCGGGACGAGGCGAAUGGAAAGACAAGGAUCUGUCGUGCUUGAUCGAAAGUAUGGAAGUCCCCAUUAUGCUCGUGAACAACCCUCUUGAUCGGACAACGUCGUCGUCAUCGGCGGACUGCUCGCCGACUUCAUCUCCGAAGAAGAAGAAGAGGCGAAAGAAGAGACGAAAGAACCAUGCCCCCGAUAUCAAUAGCUCCCUGUUCGCGUCCACCGCUGCGUUGCUCUGGGAGGAGCAGGAGCAGCGACACGUGCGACUGCGAGCGCUGCGUGAGGGCGUCAGUCAGUUGGCGCGCGCCAAGGUCAAGACCGACCAUAUGAAGAAGCUUCUGCCGUCGAUGUUCUGGCGAUGUGGUUAGAUACAUUGUACACGCUCUUUACAUGCAUUCUUUCUUGGUGUUGAUUGCAUUCUUUUCAUUUGUGUUGAUUGUGGUGCAUUUGGCACUAGUCGAGAUUGGCUGGGGAGGGUCACGCAUGAUGCUGUAACUACGAGAUAUGAGAUAUGAGAUAUGACUCGUUAUGUGAUAUGCAAUAAUU
Messenger RNA from Talaromyces proteolyticus, 1864 nucleotides. RefSeq lists its product as uncharacterized. The record is from RefSeq and is a predicted model, not a curated record. Lineage: Eukaryota; Fungi; Ascomycota; Eurotiomycetes; Eurotiales; Trichocomaceae. The transcript has a single exon. The coding region runs from base 193 to 1686 and encodes 497 amino acids.